AUGUCUACAAAUAAAAUUAUAGAAGAAGAAGAGCAUAGUUCUACAAUUUAUAUUGUAAAGUUAAUUACAUUACUUGGUAAUUGUACUACAACUUUUGUAGUACAGGGUCUUGGUUCUCGUAUCAAGUGUGAUUGUCCAGACCCAGCAUCAACAAACCAACCGUCUUUAUUUGCAGUCCCUUAUAAUAAACACAUGUGUCAAGUGGGCUGGCAAAGAAAAACAGACGCAAGGAGUAGUAACAGCCACAAUGGAUGUCUCAUGUGUGAAUGGGACGCACCUGGGGGUUCAAAUACUCUAGACUGA
Messenger RNA from Melampsora larici-populina 98AG31, 303 nucleotides. RefSeq lists its product as uncharacterized. The record is from RefSeq and is a predicted model, not a curated record. The transcript has 4 exons. NCBI's taxonomy places the organism in Eukaryota, Fungi, Basidiomycota, Pucciniomycetes, Pucciniales, Melampsoraceae. Bases 1 to 303 code for a protein of 100 amino acids.